Molecule: messenger RNA, 24411 nt
Organism: Lymnaea stagnalis (great pond snail)
Lineage: Eukaryota; Metazoa; Mollusca; Gastropoda; Lymnaeidae
Source: the annotation of a GenBank genome assembly
AGUAAACGUCGGCGCUGACAACACACUGUGCACGAUGGAACAGUUGCCAGGUAAGAAGGGACGCGCAUAAACGUCAUAAACCACCAACCGACCGACCACUUGUUCUACAGUAAGAGUGAGAGGUACAUUUUUGUAGGGCCUAUUACUAUUAUCGAGUUGCACCGAGCUUUACAAAACAAAAAGUAAAGUUUAUAAUUUUAUUGCACGUUAAAUAAAACUAAAAAUAGCCUAUUGAUGCACCGCUUAACAAAUUACGCUGCAGUAGACCUAACAGACACUUAAUAUUUUUAAAAAAAUUAAAAAAAAAAACAUUUAAAAAAUAAGAAAAUAAAAUGCAAGAAACAAGUAAAUUUAAUUUUUUUUUUUUUUUUUUUUUUUUUUUUAUUUAAAUUUUUUUAAUUCUUAUCUUACUAACUUACUAUUCUUAUCUUACUAACUUACUAUUCUUAUCUUACUAACUUACUAUUCUUAUCUUACUAACUUACUAUUCUUAUCUUACUAACUUACUAUUCUUAUCUUACUAACUUACUAUUCUUAUCUUACUAACAUACUAUUCUUAUCUUACUAACUUACUAUUCUUAUUAUGAAACUUGAAUGGCUCCAAAUUUCAAAACCUUUUAAAAAGCCCAUAAACUCGUAAACCUAAUUUCAUUCGUCGACGUACUGAUUUUACCAGGACUAGGACUGUAAUGCUUUUUGAUGGACCUUUGUUCUGGUUUUAGUGAGCUGAAACCAGUAGGCCUACAGUUUAAGACUACAUAAUUAUUUUAACAAUAAUAAUUUUAUAAUUUAUCAAAAGAGUGCAUGUCAUAUUCAUGCAUAAAUUUUAAUUAAUAAGUGACCCAAAUAAACGAACUUUAAAUUGAAUCUAAAUUGGCUGGCAUCGCGAGCUUUUUUUCCCCUCCAAAAUAUCACCUCACUGACAGAAAAUCUUUUUUUGAUUUUGUAAUCGCAAAUAUGUUAUUAUUUUUUUGUUGAUGCCUAUUAAUUAUUAUACCCAUGGCACCAAAGAUGUUAAAUUUCCUGAUUUUAAAUUUGAAAAUGUUACAAUGUUAUGGUUUUACACAAAAAAAUCGUAACAUUGGCCCUCAACCUUUCUAAUGCCGCGACCCUUUAAUACAGUUCCCAAUGUUGUCUUGUGGUGACCCCCAACAAUAAAAUUAUUUUCGUUGCCACUUCAUAACUAUAGAGCAGCGGUUCUCAAACUGUGGGUCGCGACCCCUUUGGGGGUCGCGGGACUCUUUUCCAGGGGUCGCCUAAGACCAUCUGAAAACAUAUAUCCUUACACCUAUGACGUAGCAACGAAAAUAAUUGUGUGGCUGGGGGUCGCCACGACACGAGAAACUGUGUUAAAGGGUCGUGGCACUAAAAAGGUUGAGAACCACUGCUAUAGAGUAUGUGUUUUCCGAAGGUCUUAGGCGAACCCUGUGAAAGGGUCGUUUGACCCCCCAAAGAGAUAAAAGCUUAUAAUGUGAUUUAAAAAAAUGAACACUUGCAUGCAGUGCCGUCUUAAGGCAUGGGCCCAGUGGGCGCUUGUAGGGGCCCCACGUUUUUUAGGAUACUCACUCUUAUAGAGCCAUUAUGUUUUUACAAAUUGUUAAUGAAUAUCGUAAGAUUUUGACAAUUUAAUUGGAUUAAAAUUCCUAAUUUUAAACAAAGAUAUAUAUUAGCACAUUCCAAAAUUAAUAUUAUAAAUGCGAAUCAAAAUUUGACAAUUUAAAAACCUUUAAAGCAGGGCUACCACACCUUGGGAAAUUUCCCAAGAUCUUGGGAAUUCACGACCCCCCUUGGGAUCGGGGAAUAAUUUUGAAAAUCAGGCAAAACCUUGGGAAAUCUUAACUGGGGCAAAAUUUUAUUAUAUUUUUCGAAAAAAAAACGCAGCAAUAUGUGAUAAAAAAUAAAGUGAAAAUAAAGCAAAAUAAUUUUUAAAGUAACAAGGCAAAAAAUUAAUUGUUUUCAUUUUCUUUUCUGGUUUUAAUUUUUAAAUCCACUCAUCAAAUAAAUAAAAACUCUUCUGAUGUUAAAGUUAAUAUUAUUGUGAAUUGUUAAAAAGUUAAUAGUUAAGGAAAAAUUCAAUUUUCUCUUCUUUUUUUAACAUUGAAGAUUUACAAAUUACAUCCAGGUUUUUGUUUGUGUAUUAACAGGGGGGGGGGGGGGGGGGGGUGGGCUGGGAAACUUUAUCAUUUGGCUAAUAUUAGACAUUAGUAACCAUACGAAAAACAGUACAAGCCGAAGAGUGAUCGAUGUCGAUAGUGAUAGUGAUAGUGUUCAAUCAAGAAUCCAUGCCAAAGUAAAAUUUGAUUAUUUCAAUUACUUCUACAUUGUGUUCAAAAUAUAAUGCAUCUGUAAAAAAUCCAGCCUAAUUUUCAUCAAUUGGAAAAAAAUAUUUGUGGAUUGAAACACAGGUAACUAAGAUAUUAAAAGUAAAAGUAUAGGCCUGCGUUGUAGGAUUAUAAAUGAACAAUACCUUUAAAAGUAAAAGUAUUUUUUUGUUGUUGAAAAAAUCGUUAUAAUGUAAAUUUACAAGAAAAAAAAUAAAAUACUUAUUGUUUUCAUAAUAAUAUCAAUCCAUUUUAACUACAAUUAUUUUUAAUAAAUUUUGCUUCAUUGCUUUGCAAACACCACUUCUAAUCAACACUAGUCAACAGACUUACAAUAAGAAAAAUUAUUUUUUGAUGAAGAACCUUUUGCCCUUGUAAAAUGAUUAAAACAGAGUAGGGUUAAACCUGAAAAAAAUAAACGCAACAAAACAGCGAACAUGUCGGCAGAAAGCCUUCGUCAGCGAACAAAACAACAGAAAAAACGAUAUAAAAAUAAACUAUGUACUAACCUGAUUGCAGUCUCUCCCCUUAUUUGCCCUUAUAAAAGGAAUUCUGUGUUGAUUAGCCUUGUAAGCUUUGUUUCCUAGUGACUUCUAUUACACAUGUAUUGUAGAUGAUAUUUGUACCAGAGAAUUCGGAGGUAAUAUUUAGUAGCCUAACUCCAGUGGGUAUUGAUAUUUUGGUUUUAUAAAUUAUUUUUUUUAAAACAAAUUGUUUGUUUCUUUUACUUUUAUGUGAUAAAAACUUUUUAAAAUGUCUUUUUCAAUAAAUUUCAGUCAAUUAAUGUACCAUGUUUUUCAGAGGCAUUAUUCAAUCUAUUAUUACAUUAAUUACAUAGAAAAAAACAACCUUUUUUAAAAGGCUGCAUCUAUAGGUACCCGGGUACCUAUGGUUGCCAAUGACAAUUCGCACCCGGAGUGGCUCCGUACAUAUUAAAUGGCUUCGGAGCCGAAUGUGAUAACAAUAAUAGUAUGAGAAUUAUUUUUUGAAAUUGUUUUUUCUCCAUGUUUAUUUGAUUGAUUCAUAGUUUUAUUAUUUUUAGUUGUUUUUUUAUUUUUGCUUUGUUAAUUUCUCUUAGUACCGGUAGAUUUUUUUUCUUUCUUAUUUUCUUUUUUUUAGUUUAAGCCAUUUUCGGAGAUCAAUUAUUUUUUUUUUUAAAUCUAGUAAUGAAGAUGAUUUAGAUACAUUUAUUGUUUUUAUUUGAAUUUUAGAAAAGUAAUAAUAUUAAUUUAAUUAAUAAAAUUAAAUCCUUUAAGAUUAUUUAUGUGUAUUGUUUAAGUUAAAAGAUUUAAUCACACAGUACUUUAUGAAUUAAUUAGGUAUUCUAAAUAAUGAAAAUUUCAUUCAUAAUGAAUUUAUUUCAACUAUUCCUCUAGAGAGCUUGGCUUAGUCAGAGCAAAACUACCAAUUUUAAACCUUUUCCUUGGCACUGGGAGUCAUACAUGCGGACACUAACUGUUAUUCCUGAUAUCUUGAAUCUCCUUUCAACAACCUUUCUCAUUUGACUUGACCUAAUUCACAAGGUAGUUGCAAUGAACAUCUUAAAGUUAAAGGAUGCCAUUGUAUAAAGUAUGAGAAGGAGACUUAUUUUUGGAGGACUAGUCUUUUUUUUUUUUUACCAUAUCUGUCUGCUGGGUCUAACACACUGGUAUAUAAUUUAAUAGAAAAAAAACCCUUAACUGACUUGCAAACAUUUUUGUUUGGUUGUUAGUUAUUUGAGUUGUGUACUCGUAAUCCAUAAAAUAAAUUAGGGGCCAGUAUGGAGUAGGCAGCCAUUAUACUCACUCAAUUAGGUCACAUUAUUCCUUUGCCAUUUGUCUCCUUUUACUUUCUCACCUUCCUUGUUGGUACCCGUACAGUUAACUAUUUUUUGUACUGUAUCAUUUCUUCAUUUAAGUACAGACGUAAUGAUUGAGUGGGAGCAAAUAUAUGUGAUCUGUGAAGGGAGUUUGGUUUCAAGGCAACUAAGUCAUGUCACAUUGAAAAUAAAAUACUGAUAACCUAAAUAAAUAGAGCCAUUGAAAAAAAUACAGUACAUACAAACCAUACACAAACAGAAAGACAAAAAUCCACUAAAUUAAAAAAAAAAUUUGUUGUGACUUUUAUUGCAAAAAAUUAAACAUUUAAUACCAAUUUUGACUUAACGCAAAAUGAUUAAAAACAAAUUUGUAUUGCAUUGUAUUGUAAAUUAUUGUUCUGUAUUGUAAAUGAAACUUGGCAUACAUAUUAAGAAUAACAUUGACAAAAAGUUUAAAGAAGAUUAUUACACAGCAGUUAUUGGAAUUGUUACAAAUGGCAUGUAUGUGGGGGCCACAUAAAUAUUUGAGAACUCUUCAGGGGUAGCAAAUGUAAAAAUGUUAUAAAACUUUCUAGUUGGAUAUAUAUAUAUAUAUAUAUAUAUAAAAACGUCUUGAAUUUCGUAAAGAAUAUCUAUGAAAAGAAGCAUGCAAUGUUUGAAGGCUGUAGCUAGAAUACUUUUCCUCCCGAUUCAUUUGGCGUUCCUUAAAAAUCCGGAAAAUGCAAAAUUGAGAAAAAUGAAAAAAAAUAUAAAUAAUAAAAUUGUGUUUUUUUAAAUUAGAGGCUGCAUGAACGAUAUAGGAUGCAUACACCAUGUACAUAGAUCCUUCAUGAUUUAAAAAAAACAAUUAGAAAACUAAGACAGAAAAGAUAGGAAAAAAAAUUAACACACGAACCUAAUAAAUAAAAUGCAUAAAUACAAACAUUCUCUGAAAACUUUUCCUAUGAGACAUUUGUUUAAAAACAAUCCAUCAUAAAGUAAAGAAUCUCAAUUGAAAUAAGCAUGCAAAGUUUCAAUUAUGUAGUUCCAAAACUAUUCCUCCUGAUUCAUCAAUUGAUGUCAAGAAAAAAUAUAAUGAAAAUGCUAUAUCUAUAAAAGCUGAAAAAGACACUGAAACAACAUUGAUGCAUACAUCAUGAACACAUCCCAAAAAAUUAUUGUUAGGUUGUAAGACAAAAUUUGGUAACAAAUGAAAGAUAAUUGAAUGGACUACAUGUUUGUAAACUUAAUUCUUCAGUUUAACUAAAGGAACAUUAACUAAAAUAAAUUACCACAAAUGACAUCCGAAUAGCAUUGGUCUAUUGGACCCGGGUUUGAAUAGCGAGAGCCAUUUAUUUACAAACAUUCACAUCUUUAUUUUAUACAAGCAGUGGAAAAUUGUUGGGGCAGCUAUCUUUUUCUUUUCAGGGUAAAAUUUUGCUUUACCUUCGGUCGCCCCUUUGGGCGAACUCUGUCAAGGUUAAGCUUCCCAAAGGAAUUAAUACUAUUUUCAGUUUCAAUUUUUUCUAAAUUAUUUGCAGCAACUGUUUCCUCGUGGGAAAAAUGAAUGUCAUUUAUAUCAACAAAAUCAAUUAGUUGACUUUGAAUGAAACUUGUUUGUGGUUCACCUUCAUCAAGUUGUGACCCCGAUUCAUUUUCAUCUAAAUUUUCAGGACUUUUCCAGAGACUUAUAGUAGUUUCAAGAAAGGAUAUUUUCUCUACAAAAUCUUGUUCUCCUUGCAUCGCCAAAAAAUUUGCCAAGCCCAUACAAAUUCUUUUAGCAUGAUUAAACCGACCCUCUUGAGUCUUAAAAUUAUUGUUUCUAGUAGAUACAAUUUGAGAAGUUACUGAACCACUAGAAGUAGAAGCAACCACUCUAGGAACACUAUGUUUGCUAAAACGGCAUGGAAUUAACUCUGAACAAAAUUCUGGAAGCUGUAAAUGUCUUCGAACUGAAAAAAUAUGUCUGCAAGGUAAUGCCAUCUUUUUAGCAAAUGAACAAUUACAUUGAACUGAUGUUGAGCUAAAAAUACGUUCCUUAUAAGCUACUGAAAAAAGUUCUGCCUCUCCAGGGACAACAGAGUACGGAACAGAUCGUGACAAUUUGAGCUGAUUGAGCAAUAGAGCAGCAGCAAAGGAAGUAGCAACACUUUCAAUCUUAUUUACACUUUCAUCAUUAUCAGAUGACGUAUACUGAGCUGUGUUUGCAGCAAGCAAUCUUAAACGAUCACAUACUGUAAUUUUGCAGUUGUCAAAAGACAUAAGGUUACGAAGAGCAGAUGAAAAAGAAAGAUAAUGAGUCAAACUCUUUUUUAUUUUGGCAUGAUAAGACUCCAAGUGUUUUGUUUUUGUCGCAUGGAGUCUUAAAACAUCAGCGUUGGAUGAUGCUGCCCAUAAAUGGGCCUUACUCCACCAGUUCGACUCAAAAUACUCCAAAGCUACAUAAGGAAGAGUAUCUUUCAUGUCUUGCAUCAACUUUAAAAAUUCAUCACACGACUCGGUAUAAACUUGAGACAUAAAUCCUUCAAGAAUUGGCUUAACAUGCUCAGGACCUGCAUGUUUCGAAAGAAAUCUGUGCACGUCCUGGUUAAUGUGAAAAUGACAUAGAUUAACAGGUACAUUUGGAAAGAGAUCAUUUAUAGCAGAGAUUUCAGCCAUGUCUUUGUCAACCACAAAGCACUUGAAAAGACUGGCAUCAGAAUUCUUGAGAAGAAGCUGCAAAGAGAAAUAGAUUCCUUAUCUUCAUUUUUUACAAAACCAUGAAGAACAGGAAUGCCCCUGCCCUCUCCAUCAAUAACCAUUACAGUCAAAAGUGGAUAUAAAUAUUUAUUGGUUUUAUAUGUGAAAUCCAUUAAUAAAACCUCUGGAUAUUGGGCAAUAAUUCUAAUCAUAUCAUCAGUCAUGUAUGAUAAAUACUUAAAUUCCCCACUUUCUGUUAGUCCAUAGGACACACUUCCACCAGCUUGUGAUAUAGAAUGAAGUAUAGAUUAAGUUUCAGUUGCAUCAGAAGAUGAUUUAUUUAUUCUUGACUUCAUAUUGUAAAUAUCCCUGGGAAGCAAAUCCACAUCAUGCUGUUGUUCAAGCACUUGCCGGGCCUCAGAUGCCUGAAUCGUGGUGCAGGACAUCAACAGAAGCGUUGCUGCAUUUAGUUCCACCUUGCGGUUUUCCGGAUACAAGCGGCACAUCUGGAAAAAAAAUACACAAAGGUUACUUUGCAAUAAUAAGUAUUAUGUAAAAAAAUAUGCUCUGCAAACAUUAUUAUUAUUAGUGGUCUUAUAAAAGGUUCCCUUUAAGCUGCGCUGCCGCGCAGCCAUCUCACAGGCGCUGCGCAGCAGUUUUGAGUAUCCGCACAGCAAAUUUCAUUCUAAGUGUGUGUUUGUGUUUCUGGACUGUAAAAUUUUGCACACAAAAAAAUUGAUGCUGUAAAACUUUGCACAUAACUGUAUGAUUUUGCACACAAAACAACAAACCUUAGAGGGAACAUUGGUCUUAUAUAGUGCGGUACCCCAGCCUAGGGCUAGGCUCACCGCUGUGUACAUAAAAAUAACUAACCUUCACCUUGGGGAUAAAUGUUUUGUUUAUUAUAUGUCACAAUAAUCAAAAUUAAGAUAUAAAACUUUGUUUGGACUAUUUAGAAUUUAUUAAAUUUAAUUAUACUGUUAAAUAGAUUUGUCUUAAUUUUUUUCAAAACCUUUCUAUGGUAAGGGUGGUAACCCUAACCUUAACCAAAAGUUUUCAGUGAUAAAAUUUCUGAGCGCCCUAGAUUGAAUGGGUUAAUGAAUGGUACAAAACAUUCUUUUAAAAUGCAUCCAUCUAACCUCUAUAGUACUAGAGACUAGAGUACCUGUAGGUGACAACAACCUGCCACAAGAAUAAGCUAUUUAUUAUUAUUAUGUAAAUAUUUUUCGCAGCACAUGCACUUACUUCUUUUGAUACUUCAUGGCCAGUAUGUUCAUGCAUUGAUUUGGUAAUUUCUAGCCGAGAUGGAUUUCUCUUGGCAACAAGCUUUAUCUUUGCCUGGCAUCCCAAUUUGAAAGAACUGAAAAAUAUAAAAAUUCUCAACGAAUUGCCAAAAGUGGUAAGGGCUAAUGUAGAGCACGAAUGCCACGGCGUCAUUUGCUUCUUUAUUAUAGUUGCAGUGAAUUAGGGUUUAGGUUAGGUUGAGAGGUCGAUUUAGGGUUCAGGUUAGGCAUAGCAUAGUGAUUGAUUUAGGGAUACAUUAGUCGCGGCCAUCAAUAAAAUAGUGGCAUUCGCCCUCUACAUUUACCGUGGUAAUAACCAUUGGCUUGGAGAAAGAAUAAUUACAUGACAAGACCAACUAAAUUUAAAGUUAACCUAUUAUUAUUACUUUAUUACUUACGCUUGUGAUUUUCUUUGGCCUGUUGACUGUUGUCGUUGAAGACUUUGACUUGCGUUUAACGCCUUGUUUGCAACAGUGAAUUAUAUAUUCAUAUUUAAGGUGUUCCAAAUUGGGAUCUUUCAUCUUCUCUGACGAUCUUUUAGUGAAACACACAUUGUGUUCUUUACAAAAAUAAUUCAAUUCGUCUUUAAAAGACGCAUAGGUGUCAAAAAUGCUGCCAACUUCCAUUUUUUAAAAGAAAGCGCGGCAAACUUGUCGAUUAUUAAGCCUCUGGUUCGGAUCAUGUUUUUUUUUCGAUUACUAAGACUUUCUGGUGCGAAUAGUCAUUGGCGAUGAUGGGUACUCGGGUACCUAUAGCCACUUCGUUUUUAAAAAACUCUUAUAUAUUUUAUGAUCUUGGGAAAUCUUGGGAAAUUUGUUCACCAAAUCUUGGGAAAUUUUAAAAAAGUGAGUGGCAGCCCUGCUUUAAAGGGGAAUAACUCUCGACAAAAAGUUUAACUUUACGCAGACAUGAAUCUAAAAAAAAAUAUUGUAAGAAUUUAUGUUUACAAUGAUGUUGACAAGUAUGUUGGCCCCGGGCGGUAAUAACCGUAGCUACGCCACUGCUCAGUAGUGAAAUAAGUGGAGAAAAGUAUAUUCUAGCACCAGUUUAAGUGCGACAGAAGUAGAAGUUAAUAAGCAUUAUAUAAAGGAAUGCGAAUGUGUAGUGAACUGUAAAUGUAGUGUAGGUCACCAAUAAAUAAUUCUGGUAAAAGUAAAUUUAUUAUUACAAUAACAACCAAAUAACUUAAUAUUUUCUAAACUGAAAAAUAUAUUGUUUUCUGUGCCUGAAAAACAUAUUUAGAUGACAAACAGAACUCAACAGUCACUGUAGGUCUGAUCUGAAGGCAGAAAUAUAUAUCAUAUUUAGGUAUAAUUAUAAUAUAAUUUGUUGUCACUGUUAAUGUUAAAAUCUGAACACUGAAACUGAAAGUCAUGUACAUUUCAAUGAAAUAACUCAAACACAGAGAUCAGUUUUAUUAAUGACACCAUAACAUAACAAUGAUUUCCCAUUGUUCGUUUUUAUAGCGGGGCACUUGUGAGUUUGAAAGGGCACACAAAUACUUUAUUAAAAAUAAUUACGUUUAUUUAAAAAAAAUUAUCUUUUGAACCCAUCGCUGCUAUAACAAUAAAAAUAAUUAUAAUAAAUGUAUAUGCUUCUAGAUGCAUAACCCUUUAAGCGUAAAUAAAACGUAGUCAUACGUGUGGAGCACGGAAGAGAAAGAGAACUGCAGAGGUGACAAAGAAAACGUGUAAACUUGCAAAAUUAACAUCUUGCUGAUUAAUAUAAUCAGAACAGACGUACUGGCAUAAAUUUCUAACACAUGUGGUUUCUGUUGUUCGCUUUCUUGCCUCCAGAGGUUUGGCAUUUCGUAAAGAAAAUCAAACUAUUGGCUCAGUAAACAAUGGAAAUUAUUUAGGUAUAUAGAGCUGUUGAGUGAAUUUGACCCUUUUUUGGAAGAGCAUCUCAAACUAUAUGGAAAUGCUGGAAAGGGGAACGCAUCAUAACUGUCGGAAUUUUUUCAAUGGUAUGACAAUGCUUCAGAUAUGUCUGGAUGCUACACUGGAUUGCUGGCACGGAUAUGUCAACUGAACGAGUUUGCCGUGUAUGUCCCUUGUGCUGGACACAGCGUGAAGCAGCAGAGUGUUGUCUACAAGUUGGAAAAUUCUUUGCUUUGUUGAGGACCUUUAUACCUUUUUCUCAGCUUCUACACAUCAAUGGAAUGUCCUGGUAUCUUCUUUAGGAAAAUCUCUCAUUGUCGUAAAGCGUCUGUCUAACACAAGAUGGUCAGCACAUUUUGAUGCCGUCCAUGCUCUGCAUGAAGGUUUCGAAAAAAUUCAAGAUGCUAUGAUUCUAUAUCAGCUGAUACUGAUUAGGAAGUGAUUGCGAGGUGUGAGGCAGAAGGACUAAGAAAGAAAAUGGAGAACCUGGAAAGAUCUUUCUGACAAUUCUUUGGAGCGACAUUCUGGAAAGUGUGAACAAAACAAAUAUGGGCAUGCAGUCAAAAGAUGCUGACAUGUAGCCAUAAAACUCCUUGAGUCUCUGAAAUCCUAUCUUCAAGAAUUUAGAGAAAAUUUAGUAGUGUAAGGCCAAGAGAAGGUUCCAGAAUUGAAGUUGAGUGAUGGUAAGAAACGGAAACCAAAUCGAAGUUUCUGUCUAAGUAGAUAUGAUGGACCAGACGAUCUAUCUAAAUAUGAUAAAAGUGAAAGUUCAAGAUCGAAACUUUUCUCCCUAUUUUGGACUCCCUGAACUCUUACCUGACACAACGUAUACACGCUUAUUCUUGGAUUGGAAAUCUGUUUUCCUUCUGUACGAAAUUAAAAACAAUUGAUUCGAUGAGCUAACUAAAAAAGUGUGUAGAUCUAGCUCAUAUGUAUCACAAAGACCUUAAUAAGGAUGACCUAUUAAAUGAAUGCAAGCAUCUCAAGAACUACUGGGUUCUUGAUGAAAAUUGUGACACUAUCACUGCUUUGUAGGAACAAACGAUUAUGUUGAUUUAUAUUACAUAAUUUAUUUUAUCUAUCGUCAAUAAGGAUAAUUUAUCAUCCUCUGUGAUUAUGCAUAGUUUAUUUCUGAAAAUGUUUUAGAACUAUUAUUGAUUUUCUUUUUGGAAUCAAUAAAUUGAAUUCAUCGAAGUUUAACUUAUUUAAUGUUUAUUUUUAUUUUACAUUUUUAUUCCUCUUGGUGAGUUGGUGGGGAGCAAGAACUGUUUGCCCCCCCCCCCCCCCCACUGUUUGAGCAUGGGGCAGGUGUUCCCUUUCGCCCCCCGUCUCACUGCCCAGAUGUGUUGUGUUGCUAGGGGGGCCCCAAUGCAUUGCUAUGCGCAGGGCCUCCUAUGUUGAUAAGACGUCCCUGCUUGCAAGGAAUUUUAAAUAUAUUUUAUUAUAAUUUAUAUGAUUAAUAGUAUAUGAUAUGACUUAUAAAUAAUAAAUAUAUAUUAUAUUAUAUAUAUAUAUUUAUAUAUAUAUAUAUAUAUAUAUCAUAAUAUAUGCCAAAUGUCCAUGGGCAAGGGAAGAUCUGAAUGAGCAUAACAACCAAUUUUCUCUUUCUGUUAUUAGGAGAUGAUUAUGGCACCCCUUCCAAUAGCAAGAUCAAGUUUGAUGACAUCGUUCAGUUGCUGGGUGAGUUUGGAACCUAUCAGAAGCGGGUCUACUUUCUGCUGUGUCUUGCUUCCAUGUCUUGCGGUAUCCAGAUCAUGGUGUCAGUCUUCAACAUGGGGCACCAGGACCACAGGUCAGUGGAUUGAGCCACCAGGAACACAGGUUAUUCAAUUAAAAGUGCUUUAUAACAUGGAGCACUUGAAAUACAAACCAGUAGAAGUAGAUUUUGACAUUGGGGGACUUGAAAUUAUAUUGGUCAGUGGAAUAGGAUUUUAACAUAGGGCUAAGGCAGGGGUCAGCAAAUCGCAGCUCGCGGGACGUAUGCGGCCCUUUAAAGACCUGAGUGCUGCCCAGCCAGUCGGCCGAGAAUUUGUUUUGACCCCCAAAAACAUGGUUCUUGACAGGUUCUUGAAAAUAGAUUUGGCUCUCAAAAAAAUUUUAAUCGUCCUUCUGUUGAUUUUUGGCUCUUUUGAAUAAUGAGUUUGCAGACCACUGGGCUAGGGCACUGUCAGUGGAAAUUUAGGUCAGUGGAGGCAUUGGAUUAGCACACGGGACACUCCUGAAAUGCAGAUCAGUGAACACAGAUUAUAUUAUGGGGCACUUGAAAUGCAGAUCAGUGAACACAGAUUAUAUUAUGGGGCACUUGAAAUGUAGGUCAGUGAACACAGAUUAUAUUAUGGGGCACUUGAAAUGUAGGUCAGUGAACACAGAUUAUAUUAUGGGGCACUUGAAAUGUAGGUCAGUGAAGUAACAGUAAACAAAACAUUUUCUUUGCCAUGUCGCCUCACCUUCUAGAACCUACUUAAAUGUUACAUACUCAUACAUACUCCUGAGAUGAUGAUAUCCUAUCUUAAAGGGCACAUCGGCAGGUCCAGAGAAAGACCAGAGAGUGGUGGCUUACUUAAUAGAAAUCAUGAAAUUAACCAUUUAUUCAAAUUAUGUGAUUCAUACCAAAUUCAUGUCUACAUUGCAUUUAACCUUUUUGAUGAACCAUCUACCUUUUAAGGGAUCUAUUUAUUACUUUAAUACUUUGAUCAGAUGUGCUGUCCCUGACCUGGCCAAUGACAGCUUUACCAUCGCCAGCGAUCAUCACUACAAACUCGUCAACUCUUCCAUUCCAAGAGGGGAUUCCAAGGGAAGCUACUCCGAGUGCAGCAUCUGGACAGCAGAUGAAGAGACGGGUAAUCGUUCUUUGACGAGCUGCAAAAAGUGGGUCUAUGACGAUUCCCUGUUUCACUCAACCGUCAUCUCCAAAGUCAGGUUUCAAUUCAAAUUUUUUUUUUGUGCUUAAUUUUAUCUCCUGAUUUUAACAGAUGGCAACUUAAAUUCCAGCUGACAUCACAUUUCAGUAUAAGAUCAUUUUCUUUAUAUAGCAGUGUGUCGCAGUAUAAACUCCUUAUUUAGCAAACAACCAGCAAGAACAAAAAAAACCUUAAAAAAAUCCAGUCUUUAUUGCUGUUUUUCUUUUUGUUUUUAUGUUGUGACAUUUUUAAUGUAACUUUUCUUUCCUUCCGUGUAGGAACACAAUAACAAAUUUCCCCCUAGGUGAGGCUCGGAAUAAGAAAUUUGAUUUAUUUCUGCCGGGUAAUACUGUACCGGUAUGACAAAUCGUAAAAAUGUUUGGCACACAGUACUCCUACCACACCGGUACCCUAAACGUAGUCAGUAGAUGUAAAUGACAUUUAGUACGUCAGUUUGGAUGAAUAUGAGUUAUUGCUGCGAGCAUCAGCUAACACGUUAGGAAACAUACCAACUUCUAACAUAUACAAACUAUUUUAGCAUGAUUUAAAAAUAAAAUCUCUGAUUAUUUUUCUUUAGGUGAUCUUUUUAAACACGUAAUAUAAUGCUCUUUAGAUGAUCUUUUAAACACAUAAUAUAUUGCUAUUUAGCUAAUCUUUUUAAAAGCAUAACAUAAUUCCCUUGAGUUGAUCUUUUUGAACACAUGAAUUUUUUUUAAUCCACUUGAAUGAAUUUGGUAUGUUUUUGUUUCAUAAUUUUUGUGUUUUUCCCCCCACAGUUUGACCUUGUGUGUGAUCAGAAAAUGGCCCGCUCACACAGCCGUAUGAUUCUGAUGGGUGGUCUGCUUUUAGGGGCCAUCGGCACUGGUGUUGUCGCUGACAUGUGAGUACAUUUGAAACAGGCUCUCAUUAGCAGACUCUCAUUAGCAGACUCUCAUUAGCAGACUCUUCACUUGUCAAUUUAAGCGAAUUAUGUGUGUCACCAUUUUUGAGUGUACUCUCUAACACAAGUUGAUUUGAUUUCAACUGAUGUAUUUGUAAAGGAAAGAAAGCUAAUACAUUUGAAUUAUUUACACAUUUUCUUGCUAGAUUUGAUCCUGGUGUCAUGAUGUACAUUUCAAUGUCUUGAUGAUGUACAUUUCCAUUUCUUGAUGAUGUACAUUUGCAUUUCUAGCCAUUAAAUUCUUUAUUAUUAAUGAUAUUAACUAGACCAAAAAAAGGCUGUCAAAUUAUCUUCUCAUAAAACAUAAAGUCAUCCGUGGCUCUUGCUUUUUUUUUUAUUUCAAAUAUUUAUGUUUAAAAAAAAACCUCAUCUUUUCUAGAAUAGGUCGCAAGCUGGCUUUAAUGGGGAUGGUGGCCCUCCAUGCCGCAUCAUCCAUAGGAGUUGCCUGGGCUGAUUCUUUUGUGUUUUUUGUCAUCUUAAGAUUUUUCACUGGCAUAUCCAUCAGCGGACUCUUUUUGGCCAUUUUUGUUCUAGGUAAACGUUUAUUCAUUAAAAUAUAGUUUUUUAAAUUCACUUUAAAGACAAUCUUUUAAUGACUGUCUACACAGAUAAUCAGGUUUUCCCAAACUUUAUUUUUAACAAUUUUCCCUUUUCCAGGAAUGGAACUGGUCGGCCCGUCCAAGCGCAUGCUGGUUGGCAUUGUUGUGGAAGUGUUUUGGGCCGGAGGUGUCAUGAUACUCGGGGUCAUUGCCUACUUUGUCAGGGACUGGAACAUCCUGCAGAUGACCGUCUCGUUCCCAACACUUCUGAUGUUUUCAUACUGGUGGUUAGUGCUGCAUCCAUACUUAGUUAGAUGACAUGUCGGUAGUGGUUAGUGCUGCAUCCAUACUUAGUUAGAUGACAUGUCUGUAGUGGUUAGUGCUGCAUCCAUACUUAGUUAGAUGACAUGUAUGUAGUGGUUAGUGCUGCAUCCAUACAUGUCUGUAGUUUUUUUGAAUUUAAAAGAUUACCUUGAAAUUAAAGUGGCGAUGGUGUGGACUUGGCGGGACGAAAUCAGAAGGCCAGGGAUUUUCUUUUUCUUAGGAGGAUAAGUUGUGUCCCUUGGCAGCAAAUCACCUCACUCCACGCUUUUGGAUAACUCAAGGGAACAUAAUGUGUGGAUGGACACAGCUUGGCACCAGUAGCAAUUUUCAUUGUGUCACUGUCAUAUCACCUACAGGACUCUAUAACAGGGGGGGGGGGGGGGCCCCUUUUUGGGGGGGGGGGUGUGUUUUCAGAGUUUUCCUUCUCUUAGAUGAGUUGCCAUCUAAGGUUACUUAGAUUAGUUGCCAUCUAAGGUUAUGUGUCCCACCCACUCAGGUUUUCUGGUGGUGUUUUUUGUUUGUCUCGGCAUUUGCUGGGGAUUGAGUCCAAGUGUCAGGAUCGACUCAGUUUUGACCACUCGGCCACCCGGCACCUAAGCACCUAAUAAAGAAUAUUAACAUAUUUAAUAGUAUGUAUAGUGCGAGAUGUUCUGGUAUGGUAGCAAAGGUGGUUAAAUCCUUAGGCAGGAAACUCUUAAAAAUUUUUGAGUGUCAAAUCGGCUUGGUUAGCCAGAGUUAGUAAACUUGGUUCGCCAGAGUUAGUACACUUGGUUAGCCAGAGUUUGUACAUUUUAUUAACCUUAGUUAAUACAUCUGGUUGGCUCAAGUUAAGUGCACUUAUUUAGCAAAAGUUAAUAAGAUUUCAAAAAGGUUGCAAGACGUUUCUCAUAUGUUAUGGUGCUCUGUUCUAGUUCUAUGCCUGCCAUUAUAAUAAUAAUAAUAAUAAUAAAGUUUAUUUGAAAAACACCCUUCAUCCCCAAAAGCUCGAAGCGCGGUACAAAGUCAACCAUAUUAAAAAGAUAAAUAAAAACAAUCUAAAAUUUAUCACAUUUAAAAACAGACGCAACAAUAUAAAGGUACAUUUGAGCAUACCCAGUCAAAGUCUUUCAUUCCGUUUCAACCAUAAGCAACACAAGCCAAUAUACAUUAACUGAAAAAGAUGGUAGAUAGCAUCACCCCAGAAGGUGUUUGCGAAAUAGAUGUGUUUUUAAAUCAGUUUUAAAGGACUCUAGUGUCUGGCUGUUUCUGAGAGUGACUGGAAGGGCGUUCCAAAUUGUUGGGCCGGCAAAUGCAAAAGUGCGCUUUCCGUAAGUCUCAAGGCAAACACACGGUAUCGAUAUUUUGCCACUAUCGGACGAGUGGAGGUCUCUAGUGGGUACAUAAGGCGUCAUGAGUGCUUUGAGAUAAGAUGGCGACAGAUCAUGUAAGCAGCGGUAGCACAAAGUUGCAAUUUUGUUCUCUAUGCGAGCCCGGACCGGCAGACAGUGCAGCUCCCUCAGAAGUGUUUUACCAUGGUCGUUGGUUCUUUAAUGUAUAAUUGGAAGUGGCACUACACCAGUUCUAUAAUUUAAAGUUUGCUUAAAUUUAAGAAUGAGUUAAAAUAAUUACACUUGAUACAUUUCUCCAGGUUGAUUCCUGAAUCCCCAAGAUGGCUGCUGGCCCGGGGUCACAAUGACAAAGCCGAAGCCAUAAUCCGCCAUGCGGCGAAGGUGAACGGCGUUACCAUUCCUGAGAAGGUCCUGAAUAAAAUAGAGCUUGAAGAGGACACCAAGAAGGAAAGCUUGUGUCUAGCCUUCACUUCACCACGGUUCAUGAUACGUUUGGUCAUCUUAUGUUAUAAUUGGUGUGUUUGUCAUUAAAUAAUUGACAUCUGUGUUAACAAUGCAUACAUUUUUUAAGUCAUCUGUUCCAGGUGUAUGUACAAUAUUUUUCUGAAUAAAUUCCACUGCGGAUUAUAAGCCUCACCCUUUACUGAUUAACUACCAGAUUGAAAAACCCACUGUGGCAGAAUUAAAUCUAGGUCACAUUUUCUCAUUUUAGGUGUAUGUACAAAUUCAGCUGCAGUUUUUUUAAUUAUAAACAUAUUCAAAUGAUUAAUAAACCAUUUUGUAGGUAAUUGAAUUGUUUAUAAGAUAAACUUAAAACAUUUGUAAAACAUAGGAAGUUAUUAAUUGUUAAAUCAGUAUUUACAACAGAAAAACAGUAAAAAUUAUAUGAAUGUGCCAACUUAACGUAUAAAUUUUAAAUUCCAAAUCAUUUAAAGCCUUUUAUUUGGUGUUUCCAAAUAGUAAAUCCCAUAAUAAGAAAUAUGCACCAAAGAACUCAGAAAUUGAAAAUUAUUUACACUUCCAUUCACUUAUAUGCCUUUAGCAACCCUUUCACUUGUUGCCAUGGUAAACAAGUCGUACAAUUUUUGUAACUAGCUUGGAAGUUAAGUCAAAAUUAAUAAACAGCUAGUUUUUUAAAGAAAUUCUGUUGAUAGCAUGCGGUUCUAAUAGAAACAUCCUGUCAGUACAUUAAAAUAUUGAAGCAAAACGGGAACAGAAUAAUAUUAAAUAUUUGACUAGAUUUACUACGAUACAAACAUUGGCGAUAACGGAAGAAAUGCCGAACUGGUCCCACUGGCUCAUGGUAGUUAACCGGUUAAAGUAUGAUGCUCUUUAAAAACCAGGUUAUGGUUUUGUUUCAACAUCCCUUUCCUAGACCAUAUCCAUAGUUUAAAGACUUAAAAGUGGGGGGAUUGCGGCCUAUUUGGAACAGUAAUUAUAUGACUUUAUUAUGAUGCUAAUUUGGAGAAAAAGCUGUUUACAAUUAUCAGAGGGAAAUUAAAUUUUGGAGAAAAAAAGAAAUUAUUUACUUGCUAUAUUUUCAUUUUGAAAUUUUAAUUUUCUUUGCAUUAUGGAAAUAUCUGAAUUUAUGUGUGUGUGUGUGUGUGGAGAGGCAUGAAAUGUUUUCUUUUAUAAUUUUUAAAUUAAAUUUUGUUAUGACUUGUUUCUUACGAUGACUUGAAACAUCUUUGAUUCUAUGCAAAUAACAAAGCAAUAUAAUCUUUAUUGAAAAAUUACCGGCAUUUACUAUCCAUAUUUUCAGGUUAGUUAGUGCCAUGGUGUACUAUGGUCUGAGCUUAAACUCAGGGAACUUGGCUGGCAACAUUUACAUCAAUUUUGAGCUGAUGGCUUUAGUAGAAAUCUUGGGAUACGUCAUCUGCCUGUUAGGGCUCAACAGGAUCGGACGAAAGUAUCUGCACAUUCCCUGCAUGCUGGUUGGGGGCGGAGCCUGUCUGAGCACCAUCUUCCCUGUGCUGUACGCCGAUGCAAGUGAGUAGUGUGCAACAGUAACUUCAGACAACUCCUUAACAUACAUUUUUAAAAAGUAAUUAAUAAUUGGAUGAAAUGUUAAUACUUGCAUCAAACCAUUUUUGAAGUUGUGAUUGGUCUCAGAUGUUUCUAAAUCAAAUAAAUUUGUUGAAUAACAAAAACAGGCUUAGAGUGGAUCAACAUUGUGCUGGCUCUUGUGGGCAAAUGUGGGGCAGCCGCUGCCUUUGCCAUCAUCUACAUCUACUCAGCUGAGCUGUUCCCCACCGUGCUGAGGAAUUCCCUCAUGGGAGUUACCUGUCUUUUUGCAAGGGCAGGCGGCAUGAUCUCCCCUUACAUUGCAGAUUUGGUAAGAAAUACAGCUUACAUUUUGUUUCCUAUUUAAUCUCAACAAAUUUUUAACCCACGAACUGUGGUGGGCCGAAAAAAUCGGCAGACAUUCUCAUUCUGUACUGUGGCGGCCUAAAAAUCGGCCGAUAAAAAACACUGUCCGAUUGCAACUUCCAAUCUAAUAUUUAAUUAAAAAUAAGUCCUUUUUAAUCGGAGUUUUAUAUCGCUGUUUUAUUUUAAAGUUAAAAUGGUGCAAGAACUAAUAGAAAUAUGUUUGAAAGCUUUUUAAGAGAGAAUUUAAGGGAUACUGAUUUUAACAUUCCCCAUGACGAUAUCAGUUGAGAUUAUUCUUCUUGUGAAUUUUUUAAUAGUCUUAGUAAUACUGAAGUAGACCUACUUCCAUUGACUUAGACUUUGAGCUAGGCCUGGAGGUUGGGCAAGGACUGACUGAAUUUUAGCCACAGAAGCUACAGGUUUAGUUCAGAACUAAUAAAUUUUAUAGUUAAACAACCCAGAUAAGUUCCUCGUUAAAUGUUUACUAGUCAAUAAUAACUAUUUUGCCUGAGAUUUUGUACUUGGUUUCAGCUGUGGUCCCAGCUUCUUACAUAAAUGACCUAAAAUUACUAAAAUUGCUUUCAUAGGUUUAAUUGCAAUCAAAACCUUAGCAAAUUAUAUAUUUUCUAAAAGAUAAAUGAAUUGGCUACAACAUUUAGAUUUAUGUUUUAAGUGUAUCUAUAAAAAUUAAUGAUGUUAUGAGCACUUGAAAGCAAGACAUUUUGUCAAUUUUUUUUCUUGAGAACUCCCAAGGUCAAGAACACUGAGCAAAAUUUUUUUACUGGUUGGGCAAUAUGGCUCACUUUAUCCUCAUCCAUUUACCUUUCUAAAAAUAUAUAUUUAUUGGGGUCUUGUAUCAAUAUUUCUAUGUCAUUUAAUGCAAUUUCAAAUGGCACUCCAAACGCUCUGAAAAGCUCCACACCACAGAAUGAUGCAUGCCACAGUUUGUGGGUUAAUCACAUCUAUUUACCCUAUUCCUCUUUCCUCUGAAGGAAUGUUAGAUUUAGGCAACUAAAGGAAUGUUAGAUGAAGGAUACUAAAGGAAUGUUAGACUUAAACUACGAAAGGUAUGUUAGAUGUAGGCUACCGUACUAAAGGAAGUUUAGAUUAAGUCUACUAAAGGAAUUUUAGACUUAAGCUACUAAAUGAAUGUUAGAUUUAGGCUACUAAAGGAAUUUUAGAUGUAGGCUAUGGUGCUAAGGGAAAGUUUUAUUUAGGCUACUAAAGGAAUGUUAGACUUAAGCCACUAAAGGAAUGUUAAGAUUUAGGCUUUUAGUUGUUUUCUGGCUUGAAUUACUGUUACUUUAUCAACAAAUAUAACUGAAACUGAUAUACAUAUAUAAUUUUUUUUUCAAUAAUAUUUUAAAUACAAUUUUCUGAAACUGGUAAAGUGAGGAUCUUUGUAAUUUUAAAUAAUCCAUGUUCCGACUUCCAUCAUAAAUGAGUAUUAAAAAUACUUUUGCUUUCUAUGGAAAAUUUUCACCAUUAUAAAAAUUUGUCCAUUUCAUUGAAAAGCGGAAUGAAAACAAUGUUUUUAAAUUGUUGAUAAAUAAAAAUGACUACCGAUUUAAACAAAUAUUAUGUAUACCGGUAGAUGGUAAAAUAUGUUCAGUUAUAAAAAUUCGUCCCUUUCAUUGAAAACUGGAAUGAAAACAAUGAAAUGUGUUUUUAUAUUAGUAAUAAAUAAAAAUUACUAUCAUUAUAGACAAAAAAUAUACAGAGAUUGGCAAAUUUUUCCAGGAAAUUAACAUUAGCUAAAAUCCUACCGAGUUCCUGGAAAAGAAACAUUAGUGCAUUGCAAUUAAGUGUUCUAGAAUACGGUCCCCUCAGUGCAUAUUUUGAUUUGAUCUUAAUGAAUUGAUAUCGCCGGGCCCUUAGAAUCAUCCUGUGGAAUAAACUGAUUUUUCUAUAAGCUUUUUUCAUCUUUCCUUCAAUGUACAGAACACACUUGUGGAAGGCCAGUUUGGCAAGGCACUUCCUCUCAUUGUAUUUGGCGCCACAACAGUCAUAGGCGGAAUCAUGUGUUUUGCCCUGCCCGAGACACUGGACAAGCCCCUGCCGGAGACUCUAGAGGACGCUGUGGACUUUGGAAGGUACUUUCAGUAAAGGUCAUUUCUAAUGAGAAUACGCGAUUCAGUACCUGGUAACUUAAACACAUGAAUGAUCUAGCCGGAAGGUUUUUGAAAUUUAAGUUCAGAGCUGCAAGUCAAGGAUCUGUUGGCUUGAUCUAUUGGCUUGAUCCGCUCUCUUGAUCUAUUGGCUUGAUCUAUUCUCUUGGUCUAUUGGCUUGAUUUGUUUGAUUGAUCUAUUGACUUGAUAUUUUCUCUUGAUGUGUUGACCCUAAUUGUUCUCUUGAUCUGUUGGCUUGAUCUGUUCUCUAAAUCUAUUCUAUUGAUCUAUUGGCUUAGUCAAGCAUAAUAAAAAACAAAGGUGUCUUCUGCUUCCAUGGGCCCACGUUCUGGAACCAGCUCCCCUUCCAUGUACGUCAUAGUGAAACCUCGUCCCUUUUCAAAAAGUCCCUUAAAACUCAUCUGUUUAGGUCCGCCUAUGACCUGUGAUGCAUCCUCCUUGCCCUACCUAAUUUUCUGUUUCGGUUUAAUCCUGAAGUGUCAAAGUGUCCUCUUUUUAUAGCCAUUUUCAUUGUUUCUAUAGAAUAGUAGUUACUAUCCUAGUGUCUCAUUUGUAUUUACUUAGUUUACUUGUUUUAAUAAUUGUAAAGCGCUUAGAGCUUUAUGAUAAGCGCUAUAUAAAAAUGCCUAAAUAAAUAAAUAAAAUAAAGUAAUAGCAACGCCCAUUAAGUACUAAUAAAAACUUCUACUGAAAAGCAAUGUGCCAUUUUUUAUCAAUCAACUCAUCAGUCGUUCUUUGCGGUUUAAUAAAAUUUUACUCUCCUACGAAACAGAUACAGCACUGUUCAAAAUUUUUAAUAAAAAAUAUAGUUUAAUUUGUUUAUAAAAAAAAAGUUGUCUUAUUUUAAAGAUGGGGAACAAUUAUUAUCUUUUCCAAACAAGAAGUAAAGCAAUCAAUUUAAGUUAAAAGUUCUUUUUUUUAAAUUUUCUUAAAAAAACCCACGGUUUGUGAAUAACUUCUUUUAAACAGCUAAUUCAUUUAAUUAUUAAUUCACGUAACUAAUACCAUUUGUGCAUUGUUUUAUAUACCGGAUACAUGUAACAUCAAAAGCAUGAAAAAUAAAAUAUUCCUAAAAUCACGUUUGAACCAAAAUUAAGCUUUUCAAAAAAGCUUUUACUUCAUGGAUUUUUUUUUUUUAUGUUCCCCAGAGCCAGACAAGGAUCUAAGACGAGAAGAAAUGACAGCGGAGAUGUAUCCCACACGAGGGAUGACCCAGAUGCACAGUGUCAACCCCUAACUGAGAAGAUCUCAGAGAGUCCCAACGGUUUACUUUCCGAAACACUGGAACAAAGUAUUGUUUGAUGUUGGGAAGGUUUAGCCGAUUUGUAUAUUUCCACAGGAGCCAUCAAAUAAUACUACUUACUUGUAAUGAUCUGAGAAUGACAACAGUGUUUAUUUAACUGACACUCAAACUGACAGGGGCAGGUCGGGGCUUGUCAAAGUAUGGUUCCUAACGAAUUUGACUGUCAUUUCAAUGCUGUCGUUUGGUUUGUCUAGGCUGUCAUUUGGUUUGUGUAGGCUGUCUCUUCAAUCCUGUCAUUUGGUUUGUGUAGACUGUCUCUUCAAUCUUGUCAUUUGGUUUGUGUAGGCUGUCUCUUCAAUCCUGUCAUUUGUUUUGUGUUGACUGUCUCUUCCAUCCUGUCAUUUGUUUUGUACAGACUGUCUCUUCAAUCCUGUCAUUUUUUGUGCAGUGUAGAAAAAUAGCAAUUUAAUUUUUAAAGCAUCGUUGAUGGGAUCCAGUUGUAUUGAAAUUUUUUUUUAUAUGCAGUAUAUAAACUAUUAAAUCGAACAUCUGGACAUUCCUCUGAGCAUUCUUCCUUAGCUUGAUUCAAAUGUUAAAUUGAAUUAUUUCUUUGAUACACUCUCCCCAUGAAAGAAAAUAUAAAAUAUAUUUUAAUGCCUUUUUUUCCCUUUCAUUUUCUCAAGCAAUGACAUAUUAGACGUACACUAUAUUAAUAUACGGGAUAUAUUAUCUCAUUUUUUACAAUUGUAUCCUACCACGCCAGGUUUUUGUUUGACCUGGGCUCAGCAUUUCUUGGUAACUGUUGUCAAAGAUUGCUUUAUGUCAAAGAUUGCUUUUAUCAAAUGCUCUGCCUUUAAGAGACAAUUGGGUGAAAUUUAUACAAUUUAUAACCAUAUUAUGCAUAAAUGCUUCAGCGUAUUAAUAUUAAAAUGUAUGCGCAGAUCAUGUCAAUGAAUAUUUAUUUUGUGAAAAGUCAUGUUGAUAAGAAUUUGAUAUUACUUAUUACGUAGGAGCCAGCAACAGCACUUUGAAAUGAUUGAAGUAUUCAAUGUAUGAUUUUCUGUGCAUUCUUUUGAUGUUGUGUUUAAAUUAUGAUGUGAUAACAGUUAUGAGGCAAGAAACACCAAAAAAGUAAGAUUUUUUUUUUCUUAAAUGGUGAUAGUAAAAAAAGACCUCAUUUCCGUUUGGUCCACUCCCAAAAGUGCGCUCUUUAACCCGUACAGAUAUUCAUUUAUAAUGCUAUUUAUAAACCCCAAAAAAGCCCCCUCUGCACCCCCCAUAGUUUCUGCUACCAGGAAUGAAAUAUGAUCUUGGUCAAUGCGCAAGAAUGUAAAUAAAUUUGACAUUCAACUUUAAUACACACGCUGGAUAAUUACAGGGUUAGAUUUAUUUAAGCAUUCAAUAAUUUGUGUCAUAUGGUUAAUGGAAAAUUGGGCACAAUGCAAUGUUUUACACUUAACUUAUAGCUUGUGGUCCCUUUUUAUCGUCAUGUCUUUCCAUUUCAAGCUCCCACUUACCUAGUUCCACCAUUGCCUUCACACAGGUUGAACGCAUUCCUCCGUUUAUUUAUCCUUCACUACAUCAAUCCUUCACUACCCACCCCCUUAACAUGAAACACACCUCUCUAGUCUUAACAGAUUUUUAUAAGCUUCUCUGUCUUCAAAACUUUACAAAUUGAAUCAAACUUAUUUUUUAGAUUUUUUAAAGGUUACAAAUUAAAUAAUUAAUUACAAAUUAAAUAAUGAAUAGAAGCCUCAAAAAUUCAAAUGUUCAUUUUUGUGAGACUACUUUUCAUGGAAGGAAUUCACCAACAUUUUCUCCUAAAAUAUUCUACAUUCCCUAUUCUUUGAUUCCUGGGGGGUCUUGCAAUACAUGUGUGCAAAAAUAUCAGUUUGUUUUGUUGUUUAUAAUAUUUUAUUUCAAUUUUUAAAUCCUCUACAUUGACUUUGCUUUUGUUCGUGCGUUUCUUUCUUUCAGGCUGGGUGUACGCACAAUUUUUUUCAUGCCCCUGGGCUAUAUUAAUAUUCUAAUGAACCACCGGUUUUAAGACCACAGAUUUAUUUCAGAAAGACAAAGAAAAUAUUACGCAUCAAACGCACAACCCGGUAGCAGCAUCUAUUUUUAAAAGAAUCUCAUUUAGAGCAGUUAUUAGAUUUUAUGUAAUGAAAUCAUAUUCCCUUCAUCUCCCCCUGAAAAAACAGAUUUUUGUGGGGGCUGGGGAUCAAAAUUUGAAAGAAUGUGUUUUCACCAGCAACAAUUCUAGCAACAAUGCUAUGUGCCAAGUUUCAGCUUGACAGGAAGUGGGUCAAUUAGCCAUCCAAAGGUUUCACCAGCCGGCCACCCACAAACAAAAGCGAAGUUAAUGUAAAGGAUUUUUUUUAAAAACGAUUUUUAAAAAAAUGAUGUUUCAAGCUCAACUAUUUUUUUUCCUUUUCUUUUUACAUUGUCACAAAAUCUGUAUUUUUUUUAUAUUUUUUUUUGGUGUAACUCAUGGACUUCAGACUUGAGCAGCUUUUACCACAUCAAUGGACUAUCAGCCAAAUGGAGUUAAUCAUGGGUUCUUAACCUUUGUUACCCUCUACCCCCUGGGGUGCAGUAGGCAGUGCCAGCAGGGGGUGCGGGAGAAACGCCAGGGGCAGACCUAGACUUGUUUUAAGCUAUUCCAUUAUCUAUUUUAACUGGACAAGUGGAAGAGGG